Molecule: messenger RNA, 1677 nt
Organism: Fonsecaea nubica
Lineage: Eukaryota; Fungi; Ascomycota; Eurotiomycetes; Chaetothyriales; Herpotrichiellaceae
Exons: 5
Coding region: 1-1677 (558 amino acids)
Biological process (GO): iron ion transport; intracellular iron ion homeostasis; copper ion import
Cellular component (GO): plasma membrane
Molecular function (GO): ferric-chelate reductase activity
Source: RefSeq, a predicted model, not a curated record
AUGGAUGUUACACAGUGGUACGCAACUGCCCUCGGUGGGCUCGUUGCUCUUUAUGUCAUCAGCUUUUCACUCCUGACAAUCUUCAAGAAAAUUGGCCCCGGAGCGAAAUUUCAGAUCAAGAAAAUCGGUACCCAUGUGAAACGUCAAUUUCUCAAGCACGUGUACUAUCCUCAAAUUCCCAAGGUUUUGAGGGGCUCGGAGAAAACGACUCGGUUUGACCUCCUACUAACGAUCAUCUUUUUGAUCGGGAUAGUUUGCUCUACGACGAUUCGGGUCGAAGAUACCGCCGGGCUGAGAAGACGCUCCGGAGUGAUUUCUAUAAUUAACCUCAUCCCCCUAUCCGGAGGGGCUCAUAUGAACUUCCUGACUAACGCCUGUGGGAUUAGACUCGAUGUUUAUGGCCGCAUUCACCGAUGGCUGGGAAGGGUAGCCGUAGUUGAAGGUCUUGUUCAUGUCAUCGCGGCGGUAUCUUUGCAGAUGCCCGAUUUACAUGUGCUCCCGGACAUCGCAGGGCUGACAGCUACAGCCACUAUGGUGACACUGGUCCUUUGUUCCCUGUCAAGCGUCCGCGACCGUUUCUACGAAAUCUUCCUCAAACUCCAUCUGAUACUUGCUACUGCAUUGAUCGCCACAUUAUUCAUCCACAGCAAAUCCAAAAGACUAACAGCAACGCCGACCCUGUAUUUGCUCUCCGCGAUCUGUCUUCAAAUUUUGAUUCGUGGACUGCGAUUUGGAGAAGUCCUGUAUCGAAACGUCAAGUACAGAACGCCGGUCGGGCGAGCCGUGAUACGAUCGGUCAUUUUCAAGAGGGACUCUUCCAGGGACAUACCAGUUUCCGACGUUGUCCACGUGCACGUCAGACCAUCAAGACCGUGGCGGUACCGCGCCGGUCAGUACGUGUAUCUCUGUAUUCCCGGGUUGACUUACACCUCUUUUGCACAGUCGCACCCAUUUUACGUUGCCUGGUGGUACCAACACCAAGGGAAUGAUUACGUCGUUCUCAUCGUCCAGAGAAGGAGAGGUCUUACAAACGACCUACGCAUGCACGCCAGCGCCAGUGACGACCCUAGCCAGCACUCUGAGAGGAGAGCAUUAAUCGAGGGACCAUACGGAAGAGAACUGAACCUCGAAUCAUAUGAAACGGUCAUGUUGUUCGCCACAGACAUCGGCAUCGCCGGCCAGAUCGCUCAUGUCACACAGCUUCUGGAAGGGUAUCGAAGCGGUGGGAUCAAGACCCAAAGGAUACGUCUUUUCUGGGAAAUCGAUUCCGAGCUACAUGCCGCCUGGGUGGCUGAUAUGAUGAAGGACUUAUUGAAUGAGGAUAGGGAUCGAAUUCUCGAUAUUAAGCUGUUCGUCGUGGGAUUCUUCCUCUCCGUCCACACUAACCGAGGCGACACGGCCCAGCUUGGAAAGCGCAUCAAUAUCGCGUAUCAGGCCAUGGACGCCGAAAAUCUGAUCAACUCAGAGGUCGAAAAUCGGCAUCCUGGUCGUAUAGUGGUUUCCUUGUGCACCAAUGACGAGAUGAGUGACAAGGUUCGAGGGGUUGUGCGGGGUAAAUUGGAUACGAACAUUCAUCUGGAAGAGCUUGAAUUUCGUCCUGCGUCGUCUAGAGGUAGAAGGAAGGGGUGGAGGGAGAUGUUCGCGGUCGGCAGCAAGGCACGCGCCGCCCAGGUGUGA